Brassica oleracea var. oleracea is the source of this 1117-nucleotide messenger RNA. Its product is annotated as truncated transcription factor CAULIFLOWER A-like. Gene Ontology annotation, cellular component: nucleus. The record is from RefSeq and is a predicted model, not a curated record. The transcript is spliced from 8 exons. Gene Ontology annotation, biological process: positive regulation of transcription by RNA polymerase II. Gene Ontology annotation, molecular function: RNA polymerase II cis-regulatory region sequence-specific DNA binding; protein dimerization activity; DNA-binding transcription factor activity, RNA polymerase II-specific. Lineage: Eukaryota; Viridiplantae; Streptophyta; Magnoliopsida; Brassicales; Brassicaceae. The coding region runs from base 199 to 948 and encodes 249 amino acids.
GUGUCUAACAUAUUUAUAUAAACCAAGUUCACACAAACAGAAACUUACAUUAAAAUCUUGCGUAGUUUCUCAUCUUACUCUACUUUUUUUCUUUUUAGAAAGAGAAUCUAGGGUUCUUCUUCUUCGUUUUCUCCUCGUGAAGGUUGUAAGGUCUUUUUGUAGCUUUUUUCUUUGGUUUCUUGAGGAAAUUUUGACGGAAUGGGAAGGGGAAGGGUUCAGCUACGGCGGAUCGAGAACAAGAUACGGAGACAAGUGACGUUUUCAAAGCGAAGAACAGGUUUGGUGAAGAAAGCUCAAGAGAUCUCAGUGUUAUGUGAUGCUGAUGUUGCUUUGAUUGUCUUUUCUCCAAAAGGCAAGCUCUUUGAGUACUCUGCUGGCUCCAGCAUGGAGAGAAUUCUGGAUCGAUAUGAGAGGUGUUCAUACGCCGGUCAAGACAUUCCUACACCCAGUUUGGAUUCGCAGGGUGAGUGUUCGACCGAAUGUUCGAAGCUCUUGAGGAUGAUUGAUGCUAUGCAAAUAAGCUUAAGGCACUUAAAAGGAGAAGAGGUAGAUGCUCUAAGUAUCAGAGAGCUUCAGAGUCUGGAGAUGCAACUUGAUACUUCCCUCAGGAGAACUCGCUCUAGAAAGAACCAGCUCAUGGUAGAGUCCUUAGCACAGCUCCAGAAAAAGGAGAAGGAACUCAAAGAACUGAAGAAACAGCUAACAAAGAAGGUUGAUCAAGGUGAAGACAUUGAGCCGCAAAACAUCAGCCAAGGGUUAGACUCAACACCACCAUGUGAGACACCGCACCUGUUGCCAGGACCUAUUUCUCCCCACCCUCCCUUGUCUAUCGGUACUUAUAGGGACACAUCGCAAAUGAAUGAAGUUGGAGAAGAAGAUACCGGAAUCCUAAUUCGCUCGAGGAAUACAACGUUGCCGCACUGGAUGCCUCGGCUCACUGGAGAGUAGAGGUUGAAGGCCAUCUUGGUUUGUUAUUUUCAGUACUUAAAUUUAUAGAAACUAAAUAACUUCUCGGUUUAAGUAGAGAACCAAACCGAAUAUCAUGAAAUAUAUUCGGUUUUGGUAUUCUUAGAACCGGUGUAAGAUGUUCCAAGUUUUUUUUUUUUUUUUUUUUUUU